ACUGGGACACAUUUAGAAUGUUUACCUUUAAAACUGUGAGAUGGCCUAAAGGUGCAUUCAAGUGGAGUCGUGUUUACCGUGUUCACCAGAGAGUCCAUAUGAACGCCCUCCUCUUGUGGGAUUCACAACAUAGAGGACGAGAAACGCCGCUCAGCCAGUAAGACAAUCCAGGAAAUUCUUCCAAACAAGUCCACCAAAAGAAAUGGACCUGUUCCACAGCGACAUGAUCUUCCAAAGGCAUAAGGUUCACGUGGGAGUCGUCCGUCAUCACAGCAGACAUUUAGUGUCCGAGGCCAGAAGCCCGGGUAAAGUUUCUGCUGUCUCCACUAAAGGAGUGAAACCAAGUGAGAAGAAUAUCGGACCCACUGAGGUCUCCAACUUGGAGAUUCACCUCCCUAAAGUGGAUUUAAGGAAGGCUGAGAGGGAAGAAGACAUCGGCACACCGCUGCCACAGGAGGAAGAAAUCACCCAAAACGUCCUCCAGACUGAAGAGCGGGAUGAACUUAACAAUACUGCAGUUCUUGCCGAACAGGUCAUGGAAGAAAAAAGAGAUAAGAGCGUUCGGAGACGCUUUCUGAAUUGGCUCAAUGAAUAUAUCCAUGGGCACAUCAUGAGGAAGGUCGCCAGAACGUACAGGAGAGAGCUGGAGGAGGGCGACGACAUUUACAAAACUUCCGUCAUUGCUCGAUGGCCCUUGAUGACCCGAGCUGAGAGAGAGCAGCAGAAAAGGCAGGAGUUGCUCCAUCAAGACAAGCAGAGACAGAGUGUGAAGAAACUUCUGGACGGUUACUGGGAAGUACAGAGAUGCCUGAAAGAGGCGCUGAGACUCAAGGAAGAGGAACGCUAUGAGAAAUGGGCGGCUGAGCAUGGCGCGAGCGUUCCUGCCUCUUCACCAGAGCAGCCCAAGAAAAGGAUGAGCAAGUGGGAGAAGAGAUUCUUGAGAGUGAAAGAGUUCUUCUCCCGUGAAACCAUCUUCAACGAGACUGUCCCUGCCUGCCAGGCCCUGUAGAUGUAGAGUGAUGACCAGAUUUGCGCUGGUUUGUAAGGGCAGCACGGUGGCUCAGUGGUCAGCACUCUCACCUGUGUGACGCAACUCUUAAUUGUAAUAAAUUGAUAUAACUACUGUUA
Molecule: messenger RNA, 1128 nt
Organism: Sebastes umbrosus (honeycomb rockfish)
Lineage: Eukaryota; Metazoa; Chordata; Actinopteri; Perciformes; Sebastidae
Exons: 4
Coding region: 203-1009 (268 amino acids)
Source: RefSeq, a predicted model, not a curated record